This is a messenger RNA of Ilex paraguariensis (yerba mate), 4494 nucleotides long. Lineage: Eukaryota; Viridiplantae; Streptophyta; Magnoliopsida; Aquifoliales; Aquifoliaceae. The record is from the annotation of a GenBank genome assembly.
AUGACCAAGAUCAAAAGGAAAGAGCUAGGACUCUCAUGUAUGUUGAACACCGAGGUUGGAGCUGUUCUUGCCGUGAUUCGUCGUGCACCCGAAUCCAAUACCCAAUUCUAUCAUUCCUCAGAAGAAAACUAUGAUUCCUCAAUAUUACAAUCAUUGAAAUCUUUAAGAGGAUUGAUCUUCAAUCCUCAACAACAAUGGCGAACCAUCGACCCCUCAGUGUACCUUUCACCUUUCCUUGAUGUGAUACAAUGCGAUGAUGUCCCUGCUGCUGCCACGGGCGUGGCUCUUUCGUCCAUCCUGAAAAUCCUCAAGUUUGAGAUUUUUGAUGAGAAGACCCCGGGGGCAAGAGACGCCAUGAAUUCAGCUGUAACCGCGAUCACAGGUUGUCGUCUGGAGAAAACUGAUAGUGUUUCUGAAGACGCGGUUAUGAUGAGAAUUUUACAGGUUUUGACAGCAAUCAUGAAACAUAGUACUUCUGUUUUGCUCACAGAUCAUUCUGUUUGCACAAUUGUGAACACGUGUUUUCAAGUUGUUCAACAAUCAGCCAGUCGGGGUGAUUUGCUGCAACGCAGUGCAAGGUAUACAAUGCAUGAGCUGAUCCAGACAAUUUUUUCGCGGUUACCUGAUAUUGAGGUGAGAGACUGGGAGGAUUCAGAAUCAGAUACAGAAGAUAAUAAUUUGUAUUCCGGGUAUGGUAUCCGUUCUACAGUUGAUGUUUUUCACUUCUUGUGCUCUUUACUGAAUGUGAUGGAAGUUGUGGAGACAGAAGGGUUGACAACUCAAACUGCUGAUGAAGAUGUUCAACUUUUCGCCUUGGUAUUGAUCAAUUCUGCUAUAGAAUUGAGUGGUGACAGCAUAGGGAAGCACCCAAAACUUUUGAGGAUGGUUCAGGAUGAUCUAUUUCACCAUUUGAUCCACUACGGAACGUGUUCGAGCCCACUUGUUUUGUCAAUGAUUUGCAGUACUGUCUUGAAUAUUUAUCACUUUCUUCGCAGGUCAAUACGUCUCCAAUUGGAAGCUUUCUACUCAUUCGUGUUGUUGAGAGGGACAAGUUCAAGAAUCCCAAUUCAACUCCAAGAAGUAGCGGUUGAAGGAAUUAUAAACUUCUGUAGACAACCGACGUUCAUCAUGGAAGUCUAUGUGAAUUACGACUGUGAUCCCAUUUUCCGGAAUGUUUUUGAAGAGAUCGGAAAGUUGCUUUGCAAGCAUGCAUUUCCUACUGGUGGCCCUUUGACAAGUUUGCAAGUCCAAGCCUUUGAAGGUCUAGCAGUUAUAAUUCACAACAUUGCUGAUAAUGUUGACAAGGAGGAUGAUUCCAGCCCUUCAGGACCAUACACCAUUGAAGUAUCUGAGUAUAGACCUUUCUGGGAAGAGAAAUCAAAAGAAAACGAAGAUUUAGAGACUUGGGUUGAUUAUGUGAGAGUAAGGAAGGCUCAGAAAAGAAAAAUAUUGAUUGCUGGAAAUCAUUUUAAUCGUGAUGAAAAGAAAGGCUUGGAGUACCUGAAGAUUUCUCAAUUGAUCUCGGAUCCUCCAGAUCCAAAAGCUCAUGCUUUUUUCUUCCGUUACACUCCCAGAUUAGACAAGACCAUGAUUGGAGAUUUUCUUGGCGACCCUGAUGAUUUUCACAUUCAAGUCCUCAAAGAAUUCACAGAAACCUUUGAAUUUUCUGGGAUGAUUUUGGACACUGCUCUCCGAACCUUUCUAGAAACUUUCAGAUUGCCAGGUGAGUCACAGAAGAUUCAUAGGAUCCUUGAAGCAUUCUCAGAGAAAUUUUAUGAUCAACAAUCCUCGGAAAUUUUUGUCACCAAGGAUUCAGUGUUCAUAUUGUGCUACUCCCUCAUUAUGCUCAACACUGAUCAACACAAUCCACAAGUCAAGAAAAAGAUGACAGAAGAAGAGUUCAUCAGGAACAAUAGAGCAAUCAAUGGAGGAAAUGAUCUUCCGAGGGAGUACCUAUCCGAGCUUUUCCAUUCCAUUUCGACCAGUGCAAUAACACUAUUUGGUCAAUCUAAUACACCAGUAGGUAUGAAUCCGAACAGAUGGAUCCAGCUGAUAAAACGAGCCAAACUUAUGAAGCCUUUCAUCGUGUGUGAUUUUGAUCGUCAACUAGGAAGGGAUAUGUUUGCUGCUAUUGCUGGUCCCUCAGUUGCAACACUUGCAGCGAUAUUUGAACACACUGAUGAUGAAGAAAUACUCCAUGAAUGUAUCGAAGGGUUGUUUUCGAUAGCUAGAAUUACACAGUAUGGACUAGAGGACACUCUUGAUGAGCUCCUUGCCACAUUUUGCAAAUUCACCACACUGUUAAAUCCCUAUGCAUCUGCAGAGGAAACAUUGUAUGCUUUUAGCAAUGAUAUGAAGCCAAGAAUGGCGACUCUUGCAGUUUUCACCAUAGCAAACAGUUUUAAAGACUCAAUCCGUGGGGGUUGGAGGACCAUUGUGGAAUGCUUGUUGAAACUGAAAAGGCUAAAACUGCUUCCUCAAUCUGUUGUUGAACCAGAUAAUGCUUCCGCUUCAUCAAAUGACCUUCAACCACAUGAAAGAUCCGAAUCAGGUGUGAUUUUUCCUGAUCCCAAGUCUGGCAACAGACGCCACAACUCUGGCUUGAUUGGUCGAUUCUCACAUUUUCUUUCAAUGGAGACUGUUGAAGAAAAUUUAAAUCUAGGGGUGAGUGAAUUUGAACAGAACCUGAAAAUCAUCCAACAAUGCCAAAUUGGGAGCAUUUUCAACAAUAGUUCAAGUUUACCUGACGAUCCAUUGCUGAAUCUCGGGCGCUCUCUGAUAUUUGCUGCUGCUGGAAAAGGCCAGAAAUUCAACACAUCAGUUGAAGAAGAAGAAACAGUUGGAUUCUGUUGGGAUUUGAUACUCUCCAUUGCUUCAGCUAACAUUCACAGGUUCGCGACAUUUUGGCCUCAUUAUUUUGAGUAUUUACAUGGAGUAUCUCAGUUUCCUCUCUUCUCGCCUAUCCCAUUUGCAGAGAAGGCAAUCGGAGCCCUCAUGAAAUUUUGUCUCAAGCUCCUAGCUUCAUAUAGAUCUGACAAACUUUCAGAGGAGCUUAUAUUCAAAUCCAUAAAUUUUAUGUGGAAGCUAGAAAAGGAAAUUCUUGAUACUUGUUAUCAGUUCCUAACGCAAUCAGUGAGCAAAAUUAUCAUUGAAUACCCUGCGAAUUUGCAAACCCAACUGGGAUGGAAGUCAGUCCUCCAUUUAUUGUCAGUCACUGGGCGCCACCCGGAAACUUAUGAACAGGGAGUUGAGACCCUCACCAUGUUAAUGUCUGAUGGGGUACAUAUUUCACGGACAAAUUAUGCAUAUUGUAUUGAUUGUGCAUUUGGUUUUGUCGCGUUGAGGAACAGUCCAUUGGAAAGGAACAUGAAGAUAAUGGAUCUGAUGUCUGGUUCUGUGAAUUUAUUAGUUCAAUGGUAUAGAAAUUCAUACUCAGAUCCAGGGAGCAGCGUAAGUGUCACGAGCAACAAUAGUAGCUCCUCCAUGGAAGAUAAUUCAAAAGCUUUCGGGUUUUCCAACUUCACAGUGAACUUAUUUGUCAAGCUAGGGGAAGCACUGAGAAAAACAAGCUUAGCCAGAAGAGAAGAGCUAAGAAACCAUGCAAUAAUGUGUCUCCAGAAAAGCUUCACACUAGCUGAGGAACUAUAUUUCACACCAACUAACAUUAUAAACUGUUUUAACCUUGUGAUAUUUGCAAUGGUUGAUGAUCUACAUGAAAAGAUGCUGGAAUAUUCGAGAAGAGAGAAUGCAGAGAGGGAAACGAGAAGUAUGGAAGGGACGUUGAAGCUGUCAAUGGAGCUCUUGACAGAAGUGUAUUUGCAAUACUUGAAACUGAUAUCGGAGAGUUCUGAGUUCAGGACAUUCUGGUUAGGCAUCUUGAGAAGAAUGGAUACAUGUAUGAAGGCUGACUUAGGAGCAUAUGGUGAAUCAAAAUUGCCAAAUACAAUCCCAGAUUUGUUGAUAAAGAUUAUCAGAAGAAUGAAGGAAAAGGACAUUCUGGUGCCCAAGGAAGGAGACGACCUGUGGGAAAUUACCUACAUUCAGAUACAAUGGAUAGCUCCAUCUCUCAAGGAGGAGUUGUUUCCUGAUGUAGAGGGUAGAGGCUGGGUUGAGCUUGAGCUUGUUUUGGACCAAAAGAGCGCAUUGCAUCUGUUAACCGGAUUUGUAACCAACUCAGAUUUGAAUCUCGGACGGCUUAAACCUGGUCUAGCUGCCUCUGUUCAAGCAGUUUCAGACAGCUACAACAGAAUCACCUUUGAUGGAAGACGACUACCAAAACAAAAGUGUCUUGCUGAGUUAUACUUCUUCACACCUUUGUUUGGGUUUUUGCCAUUAUCUGCAGCCUGGAUUCCAGGUGUACUCUUGUGUGGCAUAUGCACAUGUUAUGGGUAUCGGAAACAUGACACAGGUUUUAUGGUUCGAGUCAUUGAUGAAAGCCAGGCGUCUCAUGGCAGGAAGGAGACAACCAACCCUUAUAAUGGCAUGGUUGAGUAA